CCGCCGCGGGAGCCCGAGCUGCCGGGCGCAGCGGGUCCGCGCCAGACUGGAGCGGGAGGGCGGCGGAGCGCAGUCGCCGGGGACCUGGCAACCCGGAGCGCCGGCGAUCGGCAGAGAGACCCCGCGAGCAGGGCAGCGGCCAGGAGCGCGGGCGCCCAGAGAGCGGAGCGCAGCCCGGAAUCAGAGCUCCGGAGAGCCGGGCUCCCGGAGGAAAUGGGGCUGUGAACGACCCGGCGAGCCAGAAGGGAAGGAAGCGCCGCGGUGGCUGAUGUCAGAGGAGCCCGGAAAGUGGCGCUGGAAAAAUCUGAAGACAGCCGGGGGCUCUGCUGCUUGCCCGGGAGGGACCUCGCCGGCCACCCCCACACGCCCCCUGGGCGGCAGCCACCGGCCGGGCUGCCGCGGGGCGACGGAGGACGGAGGGACGCGCGGAGCCGACGCCGAGGGGCCACUCCAGGAAUACAGAUAAGUGGCUGCCGGCUGGACGUGGGUCUUAAUGCAUUCGGACUCCAUGUGGAUCUGGUCGUCCCCGUGAUUCGGAGCUGCGGGCAGGAGAGGGGCGCGCGCAGCCCUCGGCAGCCGGCGGCCGAGGCACACGGAACAGGCACGGAAGGGCAGACCGACGUCGCCGAGCUGGAACCAUGUGAGAGCCAAGCCGGGAAGCAGGAGUAGACAAGAACACAGAGCAGCUGUCGCCUGGCCCUCGGCCGUCUCAGGAUGGAGCAGAGGCGGCCCUGGCCGCGGGCCCCGUCGGUCCCGUCGGUGGACAGCUGGCCAGUGGUCCUGCUCUCCUUGGUGUGGAUGCUGCUGGCACCCCCGGCCACCGGCAUGCCCCAGUUCAGCACCUUCCACUCCGAGAACCGGGACUGGACCUUCAACCACUUGACUGUGCACCGGGGCACGGGGGCAGUGUACGUGGGAGCCAUCAACCGCGUCUACAAGCUGACAGGCAACUUGACCAUCCAGGUGGCUCACAAGACGGGGCCGGAGGAGGACAACAAGUCCUGCUACCCGCCGCUGAUCGUGCAGCCGUGCAGCGAGGUGCUCACGCUCACCAACAACGUCAACAAGCUGCUCAUCAUCGACGACUCGGAGAACCGCCUGCUGGCCUGCGGCAGCCUCUACCAGGGCGUGUGCAAGCUGCUGCGCCUGGACGACCUCUUCAUCCUGGUGGAGCCGUCGCACAAGAAGGAGCACUACCUGUCGAGUGUGAACAAGACGGGCACCAUGUACGGCGUGAUCGUGCGCUCCGAGGGCGAGGAUGGCAAGCUGUUCAUCGGCACGGCGGUGGACGGCAAGCAGGACUACUUCCCCACGCUGUCCAGCCGCAAGCUGCCCCGCGAUCCCGAGUCCUCGGCCAUGCUCGACUACGAACUCCACAGCGAUUUUGUCUCCUCCCUCAUCAAGAUCCCCUCGGACACCCUGGCCCUGGUGUCCCACUUCGACAUCUUCUACAUCUACGGCUUCGCCAGCGGGGGCUUCGUCUACUUCCUCACUGUGCAGCCCGAGACGCCCGAGGGCGUGGCCAUCAACUCCGCCGGGGACCUGUUCUACACCUCGCGCAUCGUGCGGCUGUGCAAGGAGGACCCCAAGUUCCACUCGUACGUGUCGCUGCCCUUCGGCUGCACGCGGGCCGGGGUGGAGUACCGCCUGCUGCAGGCUGCUUACCUCGCCAAGCCCGGGGACACGCUGGCCCGGGCCUUCAACAUCAGCAGCCAGGACGACGUGCUCUUCGCCAUCUUCUCCAAGGGCCAGAAGCAGUACCACCACCCACCCGACGACUCCGCCCUCUGUGCCUUCCCCAUCCGGGCCGUGAACCUGCAGAUCAAGGAGCGCCUGCAGUCCUGCUACCAGGGUGAGGGCAACCUGGAGCUCAACUGGCUGCUGGGGAAAGACGUGCAGUGCACCAAGGCGCCUGUCCCCAUCGAUGAUAACUUCUGUGGACUGGACAUCAACCAGCCGCUGGGGGGCUCGACUCCAGUGGAAGGCCUCACGCUGUACACCACCAGCCGGGACCGCAUGACCUCCGUGGCGGCCUACGUGUACAACGGCUACAGCGUGGUGUUCGUGGGGACCAAGAGCGGCAAACUGAAAAAGAUCCGGGCGGAUGGUCCUCCCCACGGCGGGGUGCAGUACGAGAUGGUCUCUGUGCUCAAGGACGGGAGCCCCAUCCUCAGGGACAUGGCCUUCUCCAUUGACCAGCGCUACCUGUACGUCAUGUCGGAGAGGCAGGUCACCAGGGUUCCCGUGGAGUCAUGCGAACAGUACACAACUUGUGGGGAGUGCCUGAGCUCGGGGGACCCUCACUGCGGCUGGUGCGCCCUGCACAACAUGUGCUCCCGCAGGGACAAGUGCCAGCGGGCCCGGGAACCUAAUCGAUUUGCUGCCAGCAUCAGCCAGUGCAUGAGCCUCCAGGUGCAGCCCAGUAGCAUCUCCGUAUCUGAGCACAGCCGGAUGCUCAGCCUGGUUGUGAGUGAUGCUCCCGAUCUGUCUGCGGGCAUCACCUGUGCCUUCGGGAACCUGACGGAGGUGGAGGGGCAGGUGUCCGGAAGCCAGGUCAUCUGCAUCUCCCCUGGGCCCAAGGAUGUCCCCGUCAUCCCUCUGGAUCAAGACUGGUUUGGACUCGAGCUGCAGCUGAGGUCCAAGGAGACUGGAAAGAUAUUUGUCAGCACUGAGUUCAAGUUCUACAACUGCAGCGCCCACCAACUGUGCCUGUCCUGUGUCAACAGCGCCUUCCGCUGCCACUGGUGCAAGUACCGCAAUCUCUGCACUCAUGACCCCACCACCUGCUCCUUCCAGGAGGGCCGGAUCAAUAUUUCAGAGGACUGUCCCCAGCUGGUGCCCACGGAGGAGAUCCUGAUUCCCGUCGGGGAGGUGAAGCCAAUCACGCUGAAGGCUCGCAACCUGCCCCAGCCCCAGUCGGGCCAGCGAGGCUACGAGUGCGUCCUCAACAUCCAGGGCACCGUGCACCGCGUCCCUGCCCUGCGUUUCAACAGCUCCAGCGUCCAGUGCCAGAACAGCUCGUACCAAUAUGAUGGGAUGGACAUCAGCAACCUGGCCGUGGACUUCGCCGUGGUGUGGAAUGGCAAUUUCAUCAUUGACAACCCUGAGGACCUGAAAGUCCAUCUCUACAAGUGUGCGGCCCAGCGGGAGAGCUGCGGCCUCUGCCUCAAGGCCCACAGGAAAUUUGAGUGCGGCUGGUGCAGCGGCGAGCGCAGGUGCACCCUCCACCAGCACUGUUCCAGCCCCUCCAACCCCUGGCUCGACUGGUCCAGCCACAAUGUCAAGUGCUCCAACCCCCAGAUCACGGAGAUCCUGACAGUGUCCGGGCCACCGGAGGGAGGCACGCGAGUGACCAUCCACGGCGUGAACCUUGGGCUGGACUUCUCGGAGAUUGCCCACCACGUGCAGGUGGCAGGGGUGCCCUGCACACCCCUCCCGGGGGAAUACAUCGUCGCUGAGCAGAUCGUCUGUGAGAUGGGCCACGCCCUCGUGGGAACCACCUCUGGGCCCGUGCGCCUGUGCAUUGGCGAGUGUAAGCCGGAGUUCAUGACCAAGUCUCAUCAACAGUACACCUUUGUGAACCCUUCUGUGCUGUCACUCACCCCCAUCCGAGGGCCAGAGUCGGGAGGCACCAUGGUGACCAUCACCGGCCACUACCUCGGAGCCGGGAGCAGCGUGGCAGUAUACCUGGGCAACCAGACCUGCGAGUUCUAUGGGAGGUCCAUGAAUGAGAUUGUGUGUGUCUCACCCCCGUCGUCCAACGGCCUGGGUCCCGUUCCUGUGUCUGUGAGUGUCGACCGGGCCCGCGUGGAUAACAAUCUGCAGUUCGAGUACAUAGAUGACCCCCGGGUCCAGCGCAUUGAGCCCGAGUGGAGCAUUGCCAGUGGCCACACACCCCUGACCAUCACAGGCUUUAACCUCGAUGUCAUCCAGGAGCCGCGGAUCCGGGUCAAGUUUAAUGGCAAGGAAUCUGUCAACGUGUGUAAGGUCGUGAACACAACCACCCUCACCUGCCUGGCGCCCUCUCUGACCACCGACUACCGGCCCGGCCUGGACACUGUGGAGCGGCCGGACGAGUUUGGAUUCGUCUUUAACAACGUCCAGUCCCUGCUCAUUUACAACGACACCAAGUUCAUCUACUACCCCAACCCGACCUUCGAACUGCUCAGCCCUACUGGCGUCCUGGACCAAAAGCCGGGCUCGCCCAUCAUCCUGAAGGGCAAGAACCUGUGCCCUCCUGCCGCGGGCGGGGCCAAGCUCAACUACACGGUGCUGAUCGGAGAGACCCCUUGCGCAGUCACGGUGUCCGAGACACAGCUCCUCUGCGAGCCUCCCAACCUCACCGGGCAGCACAAGGUCAUGGUUCACGUGGGCGGGAUGGUGUUCUCGCCGGGCUCGGUGAGUGUCGUCUCAGACAGCUUGCUGACCCUGCCAGCCAUCGUCAGCAUCGCGGCCGGCGGCAGCCUCCUCCUCUUCAUCGUCAUCAUUGUGCUCAUCGCCUACAAGCGCAAGUCGCGCGAGAACGACCUCACGCUCAAGCGGCUGCAGAUGCAGAUGGACAACCUGGAGUCCCGCGUGGCCCUGGAGUGCAAGGAAGCUUUUGCUGAGCUCCAGACAGACAUUAAUGAGCUGACCAGCGACCUGGACCGCUCAGGGAUCCCCUACCUGGACUACCGCACCUACGCCAUGCGCGUCCUAUUCCCCGGCAUCGAGGACCACCCCGUGCUGCGGGAGCUGGAGGUGCAGGGGAACGGGCAGCAGCACGUGGAGAAGGCCCUGAAGCUCUUCGCGCAGCUCAUCAACAACAAGGUCUUCCUGCUCACCUUCAUCCGCACGCUGGAGCUCCAGCGCAGCUUCUCCAUGCGCGACCGCGGCAACGUGGCCUCGCUCAUCAUGACCGGCCUGCAGGGCCGCCUGGAGUACGCCACCGACGUGCUCAAGCAGCUGCUCUCCGACCUCAUCGACAAGAACCUGGAGAACAAGAACCACCCCAAGCUGCUGCUGCGCAGGACGGAGUCUGUGGCUGAGAAGAUGCUGACCAACUGGUUUGCCUUCCUCCUGCACAAGUUCCUAAAGGAGUGUGCCGGGGAGCCGCUCUUCAUGCUGUACUGCGCCAUCAAGCAGCAGAUGGAGAAGGGGCCCAUCGACGCCAUCACGGGCGAGGCGCGCUACUCCCUGAGCGAGGACAAGCUCAUCCGGCAGCAGAUCGACUACAAGACCCUGAUCCUGAACUGCGUGAACCCUGACAACGAGAACAGCCCGGAGAUCCCCGUGAAGGUGCUGAACUGCGACACCAUCACGCAGGUCAAGGAGAAGAUCCUGGACGCCGUGUAUAAGAACGUGCCCUACUCUCAGCGGCCCAGGGCUGUGGACAUGGACUUGGAGUGGCGCCAAGGCCGGAUCGCAAGGGUGGUGCUGCAAGAUGAGGACAUCACCACCAAGAUCGAGGGCGACUGGAAGCGGCUCAACACGCUGAUGCACUACCAGGUGUCCGACAGGUCGGUGGUGGCUCUGGUCCCCAAGCAGACCUCUUCCUACAACAUCCCUGCCUCUGCCAGCAUCUCCCGGACGUCCAUCAGUAGAUACGACUCCUCCUUCAGGUACACAGGCAGUCCCGACAGCCUGCGGUCCCGCGCCCCGAUGAUCACCCCCGACCUGGAGAGCGGGGUCAAGGUGUGGCACCUGGUGAAGAACCACGACCAUGGGGACCAGAAGGAGGGGGACCGGGGCAGCAAGAUGGUGUCGGAGAUCUACCUGACGCGGCUGCUGGCCACCAAGGGCACCCUGCAGAAGUUCGUGGACGACUUGUUCGAGACCUUGUUCAGUACUGUGCACCGGGGCAGCGCCCUCCCCUUGGCCAUCAAGUACAUGUUUGACUUCCUGGAUGAGCAGGCCGACCGGCAUAGCAUCCACGACACAGACGUGCGGCACACCUGGAAGAGCAACUGCCUGCCCCUGCGCUUCUGGGUGAACGUGAUCAAGAACCCGCAGUUCGUGUUCGACAUCCACAAGGGCAGCAUCACGGACGCCUGCCUGUCGGUGGUGGCCCAGACCUUCAUGGACUCCUGCUCCACAUCCGAGCACCGGCUGGGCAAGGACUCACCCUCCAACAAGCUGCUCUAUGCCAAGGACAUCCCCAGCUACAAGAGCUGGGUCGAGAGAUACUAUGCAGACAUCACCAAGCUGCCUGCCAUCAGUGACCAGGACAUGAACGCCUACCUCGCCGAGCAGUCCCGCCUGCACGCCGUGGAGUUCAACAUGCUGAGUGCCCUCAAUGAGAUCUACUCCUAUGUCAGCAAGUAUAGUGAGGAGCUCAUCGGGGCGCUGGAGCAGGACGAGCAGGCGCGGCGGCAGCGGCUGGCACACAAGGUGCAACAGCUCAUCCACGCCAUGUCCAUCGAGAGCUGAGAGCAGGAGCUGGCGUUCCUGGAAGAGGGACCCGUCCACGUUGUCGCGCCGGGAGUCUCAGGAGAAAGGACACGUGCAGGCGGUCAGGCUCCAGAGCUGCUGUCCCUGAGACGCCCUCCCGGCGCCAGCUAUGCAGUUCCUGCCGGGACCGACAGUGGGCGCCAACCAUCCACCCGCAAGCAAGGACCAGGGUGCGGGAGAGGAGAAGGCGGCUCCUCCAGCGGAGAGGCACGCGCUACCCAGAGCCCUGCCUCCGUGACUGCUGCUUUGCAUGAAAACUCUUUGAUGUAUAUUGGGGAAAUAAUGAGAACUUUAUUUAAUUUUUUUUAAGAAAAAGGAAAAAACCCAGAAAUAAAACAAAAAAAGCCGCCCUA
This is a messenger RNA of Oryctolagus cuniculus (rabbit), 6782 nucleotides long. RefSeq names its product plexin A2 (gene PLXNA2). Gene Ontology annotation, molecular function: protein binding; semaphorin receptor activity. NCBI's taxonomy places the organism in Eukaryota, Metazoa, Chordata, Mammalia, Lagomorpha, Leporidae. Gene Ontology annotation, cellular component: plasma membrane; semaphorin receptor complex. The record is from RefSeq and is a predicted model, not a curated record. Gene Ontology annotation, biological process: semaphorin-plexin signaling pathway; regulation of cell migration.